GGACGCCAAUGAUUGUUAUUCAGCACUCGAAGCUGCAUCAAGAUGUUCCAAAGUUAACGGAAGAACUUGUUCAAAUAAUUCCCAGGCGUUGGCUCCCUCCAAUGUUGGGUCCCCGAGUUGAGAUAGUGCAAGGGUUGCCGCAUCGUGUAUGUGGGGAGCACAGAAGUGGAAAAGAGUAUCAGGCACAUGUUCUCGGACGAGGCGGUCGAUAUGCUCAGAGGGUAUUUCAAUUAGGCAGUGAACCCCCCCGUAUAGUUCGGGUUGGCGAUAAAAUUGAAGUGGUUGCCCACCCGUAG
Molecule: messenger RNA, 296 nt
Organism: Acaulospora colombiana
Lineage: Eukaryota; Fungi; Glomeromycota; Glomeromycetes; Diversisporales; Acaulosporaceae
Source: the annotation of a GenBank genome assembly